AUGGACCAUGCUGCUCAAAUGACCGACCUCGGCCAAUUUAACUUUGAGCAAAAUGAGGAGAUGCAGAAAAUGAUGCAGGUCCUCUUGGCCAACAUGCCGCCCCUGACGAUACCGCCCGAAAAUAUGGAAAACGUUGCUUCCCCGUCCGAAGGGCAAUCCUCGCACUCGUCAGGCCAUGUAUUUUCACAGUCGCCGGCCGUCGGCGAUGAAAACGCGUUGCCAAUGAUGUUGGGCACGCCAAGCCAGCUAAACCAGACGACAACUUCCGAGAAGCCCGAGACUGCCUCAAAACCGUCGGACGGCUGGUUUCAAUGUUUCUCCACGCAAAGCCAACUUGAACUUGAUGCCCUGAUCUACUCGUUAUUUGCCGCGCCGCGUGUGGAGAAGAAAGGCGAUGGAUUUGAUCACUAUGAGUGCCUCAACCGUUCCAAGUUCAAGUGCCGUUUUCGCCUUCGUGUAAAGAGGAUCAAUGACUGGCAUAUCGUAGAAGAACGUAGCGGACACAGCCACUCGGCUGAUUUAGCUGCUAUCCCAACACAAGGACUUGCCAAAUCCAUCCGCGAAAUUGUCGACCAAUCUUUCCACGAGGACUGGCCAACAAGCCUACGACAAGAAAGGAUUGAACAAGAGAUGCGCCGCUUGGGCCUCCCGGCAAACCCAAGGCUCUCACGACAAAUCGACAACCGAGUCUCGUACCUGAGGAGGGUCAAAAACUUGUCCGAAGUGAAGCGCAUCCAAGAAGAAAAUGACGUCAUGGACCAUCUGCAAGCGCUGAAGAGCCAGCUCCAGCAAACGCCCACCAAGAACAUCUUCAGCACACCUACUGAGAAUUCGCCGUUCAAGCCGGUCAUUCCUGGUGGCCAAGCCGCAGCACCGCCGAUGGAGAUGGAUAUUAAUGCCAUUUUAAGCCAGCUUCAGCAACAGCAUCAAUUCAACGUGUCACCGCUGAGGAACGGAAACGCUGGGCUCGAUCUUGUUGCCGCGGCUGCGGCAGCUAUGCAGGCAUCUCCGGAGAAGAAUGUA
Messenger RNA from Mesorhabditis spiculigera, 1023 nucleotides. The record is from the annotation of a GenBank genome assembly. NCBI's taxonomy places the organism in Eukaryota, Metazoa, Nematoda, Chromadorea, Rhabditida, Rhabditidae.